This is a messenger RNA of Formica exsecta, 996 nucleotides long. RefSeq lists its product as uncharacterized. The transcript is spliced from 4 exons. Bases 37 to 747 code for a protein of 236 amino acids. Lineage: Eukaryota; Metazoa; Arthropoda; Insecta; Hymenoptera; Formicidae. The record is from RefSeq and is a predicted model, not a curated record.
AUAUAAUUGUAGAUGUAGAAUGAAACGUUCAUCGUUAUGAUGAUAACUAAACAAGGAUAUUGGUAUCGAUUGCUAUUGGCAAUCACGAUUUUGUCUGGGCAUGUUAAAGCGGAAAAGCAAAAGCGGCAGAUUUUUCGAGAGCAAGUGCUACCAGCAUUGGGUGGUAAGAUUCCAGAGGAAGCUUUCAAAACGGAUCGCUUGGCACUGAAUCGAUUGAACAAAGAAGGUAUUACUAUACCUGACGGUAUCAUCUUAGAUGCUCGGCAUGUUCAUAAACAUCCUCAUUUCGAUCAAAGAAUGCCGGAAAUAAUUAAGGUCUAUCUAACAUCAGACGGUCGAUAUGUACCGCCGGAAGGCCGAGCUCACUAUAAUCAUCCGAAAACCGUCGAUACAACUUACAUUAUACGAAAACCGUUUAUGCACACAAAUUACCAAACGUCAAACAAUUUCGAAAACAUUAAACUCCGAAGUUAUCCGAAGCCACAGAUUUAUUCGAAUUAUAGACAAUUUGUACCGAUUGUACCACCCAUCAAACCGGGUAUUUAUAAGCCUAUUGUAACACCUUUAAUAUUACCGGCUGAUAAGGAUUUGUUUGAUUUAUCAAACUGGAGAAUGGGAUAUGAUUGGGACACCGUAUAUGAACCAUUUGAUGAUUACUUUGUUAAUAACAUCGCGCUCUUCAAUUCACAUCAGAUUAUAGAGGAUUAUCAAGGAUUUCUCAAUGAAUUUCAUAAACGACCGUCGUGAGCUCAAAAAGUAGCAACAUGGAUCAACAGCAUAGCUAAAUCCGAAAGUACCAGGAUUCGAAACUAUCGUCAAUACUUUACCAUAAAGUCAGCUCGAAUAUCACCAAUUCUCAUAAUUCUGCCUACAGUGUCGCAAGUAUAUCGUAAACUAGUUUUUCUUGUCACGGAAGAAAAGAAAAAUUUGUCGACAUCAAAACCAAAUGCCAAGCGAAACUGGCUCAUUGGCCUUCGUUUCAUAUCUAUAUGUAUC